Hermetia illucens (black soldier fly) is the source of this 1067-nucleotide messenger RNA. RefSeq lists its product as uncharacterized. NCBI's taxonomy places the organism in Eukaryota, Metazoa, Arthropoda, Insecta, Diptera, Stratiomyidae. The transcript has 6 exons. Bases 228 to 1052 code for a protein of 274 amino acids. The record is from RefSeq and is a predicted model, not a curated record.
CACGAAAAACGGUUCUCCAAAUUAAUUCGAAAAUUCUAUUUGCCAAAGGCUAGGACGAUCUGAAAUGUCACACUUGUAAUGGAACCCGAUACUUGCAGUUUACCUAAAACACAUAAUUAAUUUUACGAAAACACAUGCGUCAGCUGAUUUCUGUCUUCAGAUCAACCUAGCUAACCUCAUAAUUUUCGGGACUUUCGUUUUCACUGAAAUCGCAAUUUACGUUCAAUAUGCAUCGCUUUCAAAAAGUGUUCGGUAAAGGAAAAUGUAUUGUUAUUGGAAUGAUUCAUGUGCACGCCUUGCCAGGGACACCAAAAUAUAGUGGCCACUUCAAUAAAAUUAUUGAACAAGCACGACACGAAGCAGACAUUUAUGCAAAACACAAAUUAGAUGCCGUAUUGAUUGAAAAUAUGCAUGAUGUUCCAUAUGUACAAAGCGAGAAGCUUGGACCAGAAACAGUAGCUUGCAUGACACGAGUAGCAGUUGAAGUGAAGCAAGUUCUCAAGCAUACGAAGAUCCCAUGUGGGGUGCAGAUCCUAGCAUGUGGAAAUACUCAAGCCUUGGCUGUCGCAAAAGCUGCCAAUCUGGAUUUCAUUCGAGUUGAAGGCUAUGUUUUUGGGCAUGUCGCUGAUGAAGGAUAUACAAACGCAUGUGCUGGAGAAGUUCAAAGAUAUCGACGUAAUAUCGACGCUCAAAACGUUUUAGUUUUCACCGAUAUCAAGAAAAAACACAGCUCACAUUCCAUAACAGCCGAUGUAAGCCUCUUGGAAACAGCCAAAGCAGCUGAAUUUUUCAUGACGGAUGGAGUUAUUUUAACAGGUACAUCUACUGGUCACGCUGCUAGUUUAGAUGAUCUAGAAGCCGUCCACGGGAAAAUUAACACACCAAUUUUGAUUGGGUCUGGAAUAACCACAUCAAAUGUUGAUCAGUAUUUCCAAAAGGCCAACGGGCUAAUUGUGGGCUCACAUUUUAAAGUUGGCGGCCAUUGGGAGAACGAACUUUGUGAAAAUACAAUCAGCAAAUUUAUGGAGAAAGUAAACAGUUUGAGAGCAUGAUUAAUUCAGAAAUAA